This is a messenger RNA of Closterium sp. NIES-65, 2656 nucleotides long. Lineage: Eukaryota; Viridiplantae; Streptophyta; Zygnematophyceae; Desmidiales; Closteriaceae. The record is from the annotation of a GenBank genome assembly.
GCACGAUGGGAUUCUGCAGUGCCCUGCCGACAACAGCACGGGAGACCUCUUCCUCCCUGCCUUAGAGGCAGGCGCUGUUGCUGCCGGCACCGUGCCUUGGCACAUCAUCAGGGGGAAGUUUCUGCUGCUGCACUGCGUGCGAGGCCAGAUCAGCAAUCGGGUUCUCUGCAUAAAAAACCACUUGCUGCUAGCCGGCCUGCUCAGCCGCACGCUCAUAGUGCCCUUCCAUCACUCGGAGGUGGUGCGCAAUUACAACAUGCACGUGGCUCUCGACGUGGAGCACCUCAGGCGCUGCUUCGGCAAGGUGGUCUUCACCACAGCAGAGUACCGGAGGAAAUACGUGAAGCCGAUCAAUGUGACGGAGGUGGUGUGCUGGCACGGGCCCAAGGGCGCGUGCAGGGAGGAGGACAAAGAAUUAUUGCUCAACUGCCCGGCGCCUGAGACCAUGAACACCCCGGCCUCAGUCCUGGUUGGAGGGGACGGAGAGGCUCUCAGAAAGAUCGGCAAGCCAGGGUUUGUGUUCAACACACGGGUGCGCAUCACCCGCACGCUCUUCAGGGGCCAGCUCACCCAGUUGACAGGCAACCACACGGCGCUUGCUGCAUGCCUGCCCAUGUCCGCAACCAAGUCCCAAGUGCUGGAAGCAUAUGGCAACAACCAGUCUCCUGUGCUAGUGGUGGGGGAUCUGGUCAAUGUACAUUUCACACAGUGGCCUGAGAGCGACGCUGCUCUCGACCUGCCGUUCGAGCGCUCCUCCGUCUGCCCCACCGCGCUGCUCAUCAAGCCGGCUGCGGGCAUGUUCUUGGCAGCAGAGCUUUUUGUGCGCAAGACGUUCAAAGGGGAAAGGUUCAUUGGCAUGCACUGGAGAAGAGGUGACUUCAAGGCCUACUGCUUCUGGCACGGACCCAAGAAUGCAUGUUACUUUCCGGUUCAGCAGGUGGCAUAUUGGGUGUAUCGCAAGACCAGGGAGCUGGGAAUCAACAACCUCUUCCUCGCCACCAAUGCCAAGCAUGCCGAGGAGCCGUCCGAUGAAGAAUCGGACGGUGAUGGAGGCGGGGACUUCGGAACCAUGGUUAUGAAACCUGGAAGCAGACGCGAAAGCGGCGGCGGCGGCGGCGGUUGGCGUGGGGGAGGUGAUAAUAAGGGGGGCCCGUAUGCAGGGGAUAGUGACGAGGAAGGGGGAGGGGAUUUUGGAACAAUGGUGAUGCGGCCACGUGGCACACGACGAGACGACGAUGACGGGAGUGGUGUGGAAUCGGACGGUUCAGAAGGAGGGGAUUUUGGAACCAUGGUGGUUAGUCGCGGAAAUAAAGGAAGCAGCGGGAGGGGCAGGAGAAGGGACGAGGAGGAGGAGGAGGAAGACGAGGAUGAUAAUAGCGGGGAUUUCGGAACAAUGGUGGUGAGCAGAGGGGGUGGAAGGCGGAAGGGGGGGCGAGAGGAGGAGGAAGAGGAGGAAAGCGAGGAAGGGGAUUUUGGAACGAUGGUGGUUAGUAGGAAGAGUGGGGGAGGAGGGGGGAGGGGAAGAGCGGAAAGAGAGGAGGAAGGGGGAGGGUUGGCAGCAGCAGCUGCUAGCAUGCGAGCUCAGAUGGGGAGGGGUGGUGGGGGGAGAAGGGGAGGAGGGGGAGGAAGAGGAGGGCGGAGGAGAGAGGAGGAGGAGGAAGAGGAGGAGAGUGAUGGAGAUGGGGACUUCGGAACGAUGGUUGUGAGUAAAACGAAGGGUAACAGGAGGCGAGAAGAGGAGGAAGAGGAAGAAGAGGAAGAUGAGGAGGGUAGUGAAGAGGGGGAUUUUGGCACAAUGGUGGUGAGCAAGUCGGCCAAAAAAAAGGGGCGGCGGCGAAAGGAAGAGAGCGAGGAGGAGGAAGAGGGGGACUUUGGAACGAUGGUUGUUUCGAAACGGCGAGGCCGCAGCGACGACGAGGAGGAGGAGGAGAGCGAUGAGGAGGAUGAUGAGGAUGAGGAAGAGGAAGAAAACCAGUUUGGCACUGUGGUUGUGUCUGGGAAGAGCAAGGGGGGAGGGCGGAGGAAGAAGGGGGGGAAAGGAGGGAAGGGGGAGAAGGGGGGGAAAGGAGGGAAGGGGGAGAAGGACGGGACUGGGUCCCUGGCAGCGGCGGCUAGGAGCAUGGCGGAGCACAAAGACGUGGCUCCCAAGGCGAAGAAGGGCGGGGGAGGGGGCAUUGCAGGGUCGAGCAUUCAUGUUUCCAGGGAAGACCCCACUCUGAAAUACGAGUUGCUGGAGGAACUGGGCAAGGGCUCAUAUGGUUCGGUGUACAAGGGGCGAGACCGCAUUAGCUCAGAGCUGGUGGCCAUCAAAGUAAUUUCUCUGGCUGAAGGGGAGGAGGGAUUUGAUGAGAUAAGGGGGGAGAUCGAGAUGCUGCAGCAGUGCAACCACCCCAACGUUGUGCGCUACCAUGGCAGCUACCAGGGAGAUGACUUUCUCUGGAUUGUGAUGGAGUACUGUGGGGGUGGCAGCGUGGCUGACCUUAUGAACAACACGGACUCGCCACUUGAAGAGGGCAUGAUUGCCUACGUGUGCCGGGAGUCAAUUAAGGGUCUGGCCUACCUGCACGAGAUAGGCAAGGCGCAUCGAGACAUCAAGGGCGGCAACAUCCUGCUCAGCGACUCUUACUGUCCCUGCUCCCCUCUCUCCCUUCGUUAA